UCUUUGUCAAUGGUAAGGAAAAGAAAGACUCUUUUCAAUUCCUUUUGGAAAAAAAAUCAAGAAUAGAUUCGCUUCAUGGAAAGCAAAAAUCUCUCUUGGGCCGGCCGGGCAAUUUUAAUCAAAUCUGUUAUUUCUAGCAUGCCCAUUUAUACUAUGUCUCUCUUUCGGUUGCCUAAAUCCAUUCUUAAUAAGAUUAACUAGGCUUCUAGACAUUUUUGGUGGGGGUAAUUAUGAGGCCCCCCCCCUGAGUUGAGACAAGCUGUGCAAACCCAAGCCAGUGGGAGGACUUGGCUUUAGGCGAGCAGCUGGCAUGAAUAAGGCUAUGCUUUCGAAAACCAUUUGGGCUCUUAUUUCUAAAAAUGAUAGUCUCACAAUGAGAGCCAUGGUUGCAAAAUAUGGCAAAUUUCCCUACUCCAUCAAACAGAUCAGCUGCGACUCAUUCAUAUGUGUGGAAGGGAAAACAAUGGUGUCAAGAAACUUUCGAAGCAGGCGGUAAGGCUGACAUUGGGCUUGCACUUCAGCAGAUUCGUUGAUCUUUCGUGGAGCACUUGGGAGUUCAAACCCAGCACAAGCACACUGCAAAUCUUCACUCUCAGGUCCUUCCCACCGCUGACAUACUUGAGGCCCCACCAUAUGAGCCGCAAUUCAGCUAGCCAUCUACUAUUUAUCGCUGUUACAACUCCACCACUCCCCUCUCUAGUGUUCAUGACUAAACAUGGUGGAAAAUUCACACAGAUGCAACUUGGAGAGACUCUAAGGCAGCAGCCAUUGUUGGUAUAGCAAAGCCCCUUAACGGAGAUAUAUGUUGUUCCUGGUUCGCUCAUAUCACAGCAGCUUCUCCAACCCACGCGGAAGCACAAGCCAUUCUUAUAGCUGUCUCCUUAGCUCUCAAUCACAAUUAGUCGAAGAACAUUGCUUUAGUCCUAGCUAAUGCAUUGCUUAAUCCCUGGAAUGUCCCUUGGGAUAUUAAGAACAUUGUCUUAGAUAUUAGGCUACUGCUUUCCUCUUUCUCGGAUUGACGUUGUACUUGGGUUCCUGCUCCUCCAACCUUCAUGCGCGCGAUCUAUGCCAAUUUGGCAUUUGAUCAAAUUUUCUUUCCUUUUAUAUGUUUGAGGAUUACCCUUGUAACAAUGUCCAAUAAUAAUAUUAUUCAAUGUUUAU
Messenger RNA from Punica granatum (pomegranate), 1161 nucleotides. The record is from RefSeq and is a predicted model, not a curated record. NCBI's taxonomy places the organism in Eukaryota, Viridiplantae, Streptophyta, Magnoliopsida, Myrtales, Lythraceae.